GCCCGCUGCCCUGAGGCAGCGAGGCCGAUCGCUCCGGCGCCGUAUCGAGUCAUUUCCGUUUCCGGUUACGGUCGCUCCGAGGCGGUCUCCGCCCGGCCCUUCUGCCCUCGGUGUGUUCACGGUGUCCCCGCUCCGCGCGUGUCAGAUGCGCGGUCGGGACGUGGGUUCUCGUCCUUCUCCCCCUGUGGCCCCUCUCGCCUCCCAGGGCAGCCCCUGUCCCGUGACACCUUGUGUCCGAGGGCCCAGGUCUGUCCCCCGGGCUCUGCCUGCCGAGGUGUCACAUCCCCCACACCCCGCUGGAAAACGAGCUCUUCUUAGGCCGAGGGCAACUUCAUUCCAGCCCCGUGGGUGUCAAAGAGUAGGGUGGGGGGUUGAGGAGAAGAGGGAGGCAACCGGGAGGUGGAAGGAGUAAGGGGGCGAGGGCGUAAUGAGGAGUCAGAUAGCGGACGGGAAAUGGGCGGGGCCACGGAGCUGGGAAAGCAGUGAGGGCGGGGCCAGGCCAGCAGCUGCAGGGCACGCGGGUGAGGGGACUUUGACCCACAGUAGCAGCUGGGGCAAUAGAAGGGUAGAUUACAAAUGUAUUAAAUGCUUUGUAAAUUUUCCACAUUACAUUCCCUUUUAAAUUUAUUGUGUCAGAUUCAGAUUGUGACACUUCAAAGCUUUUCCAGUUUUUAUUAUAUACUGGAAGCACUAUUUGGUGCUUAGUAAAUAAUUUUACACUGUUUUAGUGUGGAGUGGGGAGGCAUAUUGAGGGUUUUUGUUUUAACAGUCAAAACCAAGUUUAAACAUAAUCUGUUCAACAGUUGCCUGUCUUUUAUGGGAUCUUUUCAUUUAAUCUGUGAGCUAAAGUUUCCAACUAAGUGUAUGAUUUCUUCAAUUCCUUUCUUUCUUAAAACAUCACCCUGAGCUAUUUCCUAUCUGACCUUUUAUGUUUUCCAGUGCUAAUAGUUAGCUCUUAGUAUCAUUAUUAUUACAUUAUUUGAUGCAUAAAUGUGAUAUACUGGAAAAGAUUGAUUUAAGCAUAUUAAUCAUUAUGAAUAAAACCAUGAAAGAGAAGUUGCUCUCACCAGGAGUAUGGCUUGGAAUACUUGUAACAGGGUGAGACGGGACGCCUUCCCCUUGCUUGUGAGGCAAUGGUGGUUAUUCUUUACUGGCCUCUCCAGUUCACAUCUCUGCCUGCCCCCAGACAGACGCAGAGUAACAGGACAGCUGGGUAGAGAAAGACCAAUACUUUUUUAAACUAAGCACAGAACAGAGGCAUCUCUCCACCUAAGAGACAGCACUUGGCUCUGGGAAGGGAGCUUGGUGGAGGAAGGAAUUGGGGAGGGCCUGAGAAGCUCAGGAACAGGAGAAAAAGGGAGCUCUGCCCCUCACCUGGUGAUCCUGUGCCCAGCAGGUACUAGAAGAGACUGCGAGGCUUGCAACUUAAAAGGGAGGAUCACACCCACUUACACCCCCAUAGCUUCCAUGGGACAGUGGGCUUCAUCAGGAUGAAGCAAAGGGCAAACUCACCUGCUGGUCUCCAUGUAGGAAUUUGUCCUUGUUACCUGAUGGUUCAGUGGAUAGCAAAUGACCCUCUUUGCCACAUGUUGAAUGUCUGCCCAUGUGUGUGGUUGUGGCGAAGGAAAGAUAAGUUAUUCAAAGACCUGGAUGGCACAUUCUCAGCUUUCAGCAGUGACUUCUCAAGACUGAUCUUGGCUGAGAAACAAGCCCAGAGAAGGAGAUAAGGAGGCAUCAGGAAUGGCCCUUUCUCUGGAACAAGUCAUAUUUGUUAAUUGUUCUGUCUCCUCUUUCCUGAAAUGCUGUUUUUAGUACACGCUAACCUCUCAUUCUCAAGUAUUCUGUGUAACACAUUUCCUCACUCACCUGUGGCCUUCCCUCAGUGUUCUCUCAUUAAGAGCCUUGUCCAUCUCACCAUGAACCAGUGACAUGGAAGUUGUGAAGUGGCUCCAUUUGGGGGAUCAUCAUGAGAAGUGCUUCAUGCCCACACAUUGAUUGGAGAAUAGGGCUGGUCCCCGUGGUAUCAGCUUGGCCAGUAGGGAUUACGUAGGGACCAGAUCUGAAAACCAGGAUCAAAGAAACUGCACAUAUUUAGUAGUGAAUAUGUCAGAAAUACAUGAAAUGUCCAGGAAAAGAAUAUUAGUACAGUGAAAUUUGUUCUUCCUGAUUGUACAAUGCAUCUGAAGCUUAACGAAGGAAAUCUAUGUAUUUGGCCUCAAAAAAUUAAUGAUUUGCAAUAUAAAGAAGAGGUUAGAAACUGAUAGCUGUGACAAAUUAAGGUGGCAUUUCAUUUUUUAUUCUGUGUGUUUUAUUCUGUAAUUGUUGAAAACUGGAAUCAUUCUGAAUGUCUAACAGUAGGGUUAUUUCUAAAUCGUUCACAGCACAUCCAUCCCAAGGAGACCCUAGUGUUCAUGGGUUUUUAAAGAAUUGACUUCUGCACAUAUGUAAGGGUUCCUGCACUUUGGGUCCCCACGCCAGCAGUGUGUGCCUUGCUUUGCCUCCUGUUGCUUGGACUGUGUGUCAAGAAAACCCAGAAGAGGGUUGGCAGCUGAGCUACUGACAAUGGAGUUACCGGAAUCUCUGACCUUUGAGGAUGUAGCUGUAGACUUCACCCAAGAAGAGUGGGCCUUGCUGGACACAUCCCAGAGAAAACUAUUCAGAGAUGUAAUGCUGGAGAAUAUUAGUCACCUGGUCUCGAUUGGUAGGAGUGAUAGUCUUAAAAAACAAGAAGUGAUAUCCAUUCAACAUUUCUACAAGGACACAUCCUUAAUGAGCGCAUUGAGAUUUGACACUGAAGAGGAUCCUUUCGAAUGGAAUGAUUUAGGAGAAAAUUCUAUUGAAAUCUUAACAAUGACUCAGCAUGGGAUCCCUCACAUGGGAAAGAAGCCCCAUAUCACACAAGAAUUUGGAAAAGCCAUCAGUUACUUUAAUCAACUGAAAGAAAUUGAUGCUAGAAGUAGAUCAUAUGAAUGUCAUCAACGUGGGAAUACCUUGAUUCAGAGCUCUGCCAUUAGACAACACAGUAAUACUCAAAAUGGAGAGAAAACAUUUGAAUGUCCCGUAUGUGGGAAAGCCUUCAGUAAAAGCUCUAACCUUAGACGACAUGUGAUGAUUCACACUGGAGUGAAACCACAUGGGUGUCAUCGAUGUGGGAAAGCCUUCACUCAUUGUUCUGACCUUAGAAAACACGAGAGAACUCACACUGGAGAGAAAUCAUAUGGAUGUCAUCUGUGUGGAAAAGCCUUCAGUAAAAGUUCUAACCUUAGACGUCAUGAGAUGAUUCACACUCGAGAGAAACCACAUGAAUGUCAUUUAUGUGGGAAAGCUUUCACUGAUUGUUCUGACCUUAAAAAACACGAAAGAACUCAUUUUGGAGAGAAACCAUAUGAAUGCCAUUUAUGUGGGAAGACAUUCAGUAAAACUUCUUACCUUAGACAACAUGAAAGAACUCACACUCGAGUGAAGCCACAUGAAUGUCGUUUGUGUGGGAAAGCCUUUACUCAUUGUUCUCACCUUAGAAAACAUGAGAGAACUCACACUGGAGAGAAACCGUAUGAAUGUCAUCUGUGUGGAAAAGCCUUCACUGAGUCUUCUGUCCUUAGACGACAUGAGAGAACUCACACUGGUGAGAAACCAUAUGAAUGUCAUCUAUGUUGGAAAGCUUUCACUGAUUCUUCUGUUCUUAAACGACACAAGAGAACUCACACUGGAGAGAAACCAUAUGAAUGUCACCUAUGUGGGAAAGCCUUCAAUUACUCUUCUGUCCUAAGACGACAUGAGAGAACUCACACUGGCGAAAAACCAUAUGCAUGCAAUAUAUGUGGAAAAGCCUUCAAUAGAAGUUACAACGUUGGACUACAUAAGAGAAUUCACACUGGAGAGAAACCACAUAAAUGUUAUCUGUGUGGGAAAGCCUUCAGUAAAUAUUUUAACCUUAGACAACAUGAAAGAACUCACACUAUAAAGGUUGUAAAUAUAGAAAACUCACCACCCAUAGAUUCCAAUUCUAAACACUCUUGAGGACUCACACAUUGAAGAAACAUUAUGUUUGUAAUCGAUGUGGAAGAGCCUUUAUUCAUAUUAUUUUAUUGAUUUGAAGUUAAUUCAAAAUGGAGAGACUCCAUAUGUAUGGAAUCUAUGUGACAAAAUCUUUAGACAAUGGGCUGACCUGGGAGAUAAUAUAUGACCUGGGAGAAUUCAAAAUAAAUGGAAUGAAUGUGGAAGAAUAUACACGGUUCCAACUAGUAAACAAAAGGGAGAAGUCAUAUGGCAGAGAAAUUCUGUGUAUGUAAUCAAUGUAGAAAUAUCUUCAUUUAUAAUUUAUCCUUUAAACAUGAGUAAACUGCACAGUAGAAAAAUUCUAGAUCUGUAAUCAUUGUGCACUCUCAUUCAACUUAGCACCACUGUCAGUGUGCAAAAGAAAAUAUAGUGUCAGGUAACUGCUAAACAAGAAAUGAGUGGAAAAAAAUCCACUACUAGGAGGACAGAGCCUCUUGAAGAAUAGCAGAUAAUCUAUGCUGAGUUAUUUUGUGAGAAAUGGUAAAACAUUAUUUUAUUAAUAGAGUAACAUUUGUAAGACACAUCAGGAUUCACACUGUAUAAAACACUCAGUGUCACAAAUAAAGGAAUCUUUUCAGUGAGUGCACGUUCCCUAGUCAACACAAAUGAUCUCACACUGAGAAGAAAACAGUCCUGAGGAGAAAAGGGAUAAACCUUUAGGUGGAUUUCAUGUUAGAAAUUUUGGACUGGAAAGGAAUUUCUAAAAGAACUGUUUAGCAAACAAUUCAGCAAAAUCAGAAUUUUACCACAGAUAUGUUAUUGAAAACGUGGGAUAAAAUGCACAACUGUGAAGCACUUUGGGAGUAUUGAAUGCAGAACCUUAGAAGAAGCAUUAAGGAAGAUCACACUAAAAGAUUGAUACUGAAAACAUGCAAGCAUUAAUUGUUGGUGGAGAAAAAUCUGUUUAGUUAAAUUCGGUCAGUUAUAAAAUAUCAAAUGUCAACUAAGACAUACAGGAUACAAAAUAUGUAUUAACUAUGUUAGUGUUAAAUUUAUUGAAAUAUUUUGCAAUGAAAUAUUUUAAAGAAUGAUUCAGCUCUUUUUAAUGUAUAAAAUCAGAAUUUUGACGAUAAUGACUAUAAAGGAAAAAUUCUCCACAACUAGUAACAUAGGAUCACAUUAAAACCUUGAUGCUUUCUCA
Hipposideros armiger (great roundleaf bat) is the source of this 5200-nucleotide messenger RNA. RefSeq names its product zinc finger protein 596 (gene ZNF596). The record is from RefSeq and is a predicted model, not a curated record. The transcript is spliced from 6 exons. Lineage: Eukaryota; Metazoa; Chordata; Mammalia; Chiroptera; Hipposideridae. The coding region runs from base 2563 to 4020 and encodes 485 amino acids. Gene Ontology annotation, biological process: regulation of DNA-templated transcription. Gene Ontology annotation, molecular function: DNA-binding transcription factor activity, RNA polymerase II-specific; RNA polymerase II cis-regulatory region sequence-specific DNA binding.